GCGCCGAGGCAACCUUCCCCAGCCCUCUGCGGUACAGUCCUGCAGCUGCAGAACCCUGUGUCAUCUCUCCUAGUCCUCCUGCAGCCGCCCCGGCCGCUGUCCAGACCCUCUACCGGGGUUUGUGCGGCGGCUCGCACACCCCGCGACUCGCGUAUGCGCUCGGCACCUGCCCACCCGAAAACAUGUUGCAGAAACCCGAGAGCGGGGCUCUCCCCAUCCCUCAGGCGGAGAGGGAGAUGGAUGGCAGCCAUGACGGUGAGACCCAGGCUCUGACCGCCUCGCAGGAGAUGGCCCCGAGCCCCCUCCUGCAGGAGAGCCCCGAGGAGGACCUUGGCGCUGUAAGGGAGGAGGGGGCUACGGAACCCUGUCUCACCCCGAAAGGCGCGAGGGCUUUGGCAGCCAAAACCUUGGCCCGGCGUAGAGCCUGCCGCCGUCUGGAUCGGACGGUAGCCGAGUUGGUGCAAUUUCUGCUGUUGAAGGACAGGAAGAAGAGCCCCAUCACUCGCUCCGAGAUGGUGAAAUACGUUAUCGGAGACUUAAAGGAUCUAUUCCCUGAGAUCAUCGCAAGGGCCGCAGAGCAUCUGCGGUAUGUCUUCGGUUUCGAGCUGAAACAGCUUGACCGCAAGCACCACACUUACAUCCUGAUCAACAAACUAAAACCUAUUGAGGAUGAGGAGGAGGCUCUGAGAGGAGAUGGCCCCAGAUUGGGUCUCUUAAUGAUGAUCUUGGGCCUUAUCUACAUGAAAGGUAAUAGCGCCAGAGAGGCACACGUCUGGGCGAUGCUGCGUCGGUUGGGGGUGCGUCCCUCAAAGUAUCACUUCCUCUUUGGGUACCCGAAGAGGCUUAUUAUGGAAGAUUUCGUGCAGCUGAGAUACCUCAAUUACAGGCGUGUGCCUCACACCAACCCACCGGAAUGUGAAUUCUCUUGGGGUCCCCGAAGCAACUUGGAAACCAGCAAGAUGAAAGUUCUGGGGUUCGUGGCCAAACUCCAUAAGAAAGAACCCCAACACUGGCCAGUGCAGUACCGUGAGGCCCUGGCAGAUGAGGCUGAUAGGGCCAGAGCUGGGGCCAGUGUGAGGGCUAGGGCCAGCACCCACCCCUGGUGAGGGCCAGCUAGGGGUGGGGGUGGGGGGAUAUAAAAGCUACCGUCUGCGUCAUAAGUAGACUCGGUGGGGAGAGGGUCUUUAUUUAUGUAGCAUUUGUGUUCGUGUAACUAGGAUUUAGUUUUUGUAUCUUGCUCAGUUUUGCUACGUUAAUAUACUGUUAAAUUGAUGUUUAUAAAUGAAAUUCGUCUACUUUUUCCUGUAGGAUUUUGUUGUAGAUUUUUGCUGGUUUUGUAAAAUGAAUUGAAAAACUUUACAUUUUCUUCUGUGGUCUUGAACAAAUUAUGCAGCACCCAAUGAUGUAUUUAAUUAGUUUGAAGGAACUCAGCAGUAUGAUGAUCUGGUACCAGGGGAAAAAAAUAGCUGAAUGGUAUCUAGCUUUCUAGCAGUUUUUGUCUAUUGUAUAAAGGAAAAAGACUGACAUGUAACUCUGCUUAGUUAUUAUAAUAUCUGGUGGGGGGUGGGGAUGCAAUAAAUUAGAGGUAUAACCUGGUACACCUAAUAAACAUUUGUUAAGCAUC
Dama dama (fallow deer) is the source of this 1624-nucleotide messenger RNA. RefSeq names its product MAGE family member F1 (gene MAGEF1). The coding region runs from base 183 to 1106 and encodes 307 amino acids. Gene Ontology annotation, biological process: negative regulation of transcription by RNA polymerase II. Lineage: Eukaryota; Metazoa; Chordata; Mammalia; Artiodactyla; Cervidae. Gene Ontology annotation, cellular component: nucleus. The record is from RefSeq and is a predicted model, not a curated record. The transcript has a single exon.